Cloeon dipterum is the source of this 629-nucleotide messenger RNA. RefSeq lists its product as uncharacterized. The transcript is spliced from 5 exons. Lineage: Eukaryota; Metazoa; Arthropoda; Insecta; Ephemeroptera; Baetidae. The coding region runs from base 29 to 577 and encodes 182 amino acids. The record is from RefSeq and is a predicted model, not a curated record.
GAGCAGGCCGCACCAGAUUGGUCACAAAAUGCUUGUCUGGUUUUUAUUCGUGUUAUCGUUGAUAAGUUUUCAAAAUGGGUUAUGUGGAGACAUAGCUACUGUAGGGAAUGAAACCAAAUGCGAAAAACCAAAUUUAAAUGAGGACAAAGAAAACAAGGUUUAUCUGUGCAGAGGUGCCACUGACAACGACCCAGGGCAGUUCUGCAAAUCUAAGGAAUCUAAGGACGCCAAAAAUUAUUGUGCUUUGUGUCAUACCGCUGGUUCUGUCAUCGAUUUGCUGAAGAGAAAAGUAUCUUGCGAUUGCAGCAACCGCUCAAACCAACUCAAACUUUCGUGCAACAGAAACCAUUGGCAAAAGCUAGAUGCUACCUCAAAUGGAGUUACAAUUAUGCUUGAUCAGGAAAAUUGCAAAUGCAAAGCUGAUGACAAGUGGAUGUACAUAAUCAUUGGAAUCAUCGCCGUGUUAACGAUUCUCGUUGUUGUGGCCAUCGUUAUUUGCUGCAUCAGAUGCAAAAGAAGUAGAGCUGGAUUAUAUAUAGACAACGCUCAAGUAACUCGCAAUCCAAUUAUGCUCUGAGGAACAAAUAAUCAAAUUCAAUCAAUAUAGAUUUCAAUUCUAAUAAACAACA